This is a messenger RNA of Miscanthus lutarioriparius, 1761 nucleotides long. NCBI's taxonomy places the organism in Eukaryota, Viridiplantae, Streptophyta, Magnoliopsida, Poales, Poaceae. The record is from the annotation of a GenBank genome assembly.
AUGGCGGCGUCCAGCUGCGGCCACGCCAGCGCGGCUAUCCUUGGCGGCGUGCGGUUCGCGGUGCGUGUCCUCUGCGGCCGGUGGUUCAUGCUCUUCGCUUCUACCAUGAUCAUGUCCAUGAGUGGCGGCGCCUACAUCUUCGGCGCCUACUCCAAGGCGCUCAAGGCGUCGUUAGAGUAUGAUCAGGACACUCUCAACACUAUCAGCUUCUCGAAGAACAUCGGCAUAAGCUUAGGCAUCGUGUCGGGCCUCAUCAACGAGGUAACCCCGCCGUGGGUCGUGCUGCUGGCCGGCGCUGCCAUGAACCUGGCGGGGUACCUCAUGGUCCACCACGCCAUAUCCAUCCCCGGCGCAGCUCGGCCGCCGGUGUGGCUCAUGUGCUUCUACAUAUUCCUUGGCGCCAUCUCUCAGACGUUCGCCAGCACGGGAGCCCUCGUCACCAGCGUCAAGAACUUCCCGAACGACCGCGGCAUCGUGCUCGGCAUGCUCUUGGGCUAUGCCGGGUUCAGUGGCGCCAUCUUCACGCAGCUCUGCCGUGCCUUCGGUGGUGGCGAAGAUGGUGCCACUCUUUUGCUAAUCUUGGCAUGGCUCCCCACUGUCGUCUCGCUGCUCUUUAGCUUCACCGUUCGUGUCAUCCCACGAAGUAGAAGCACCGCGGCGACGGCGAUGGGGCUCGGCCGGGAACGCAAGGGCGUGUUGGGUUUCCUUGGUGUCUCUGUCCUCAUUGGCAUCUACCUCCUCGUUCUGAAUGUCGUCGAGGUGAAGGUAUCCCGACUCCCGACGCAUGUCUACCACAUCACGAACACCUUACUCCUUUUCAUCCUCGUCAUUGGACCACUCAUCAUCGUCGUGAAGCAGGAGUACCACCAUACCUAUACACUUCAGCCGCCGCCCCCGCCGACGACUCCAUCCUCUUCUGCACCGUCGUCUUCCUUGAAGCAAGAUGUGUCAAUUCGUUCCCCAGCUAUGGGGGAGCAAGAGAUCAACUACUCGGUUUUGCAGGCUCUUUGCAGUAAACACAUGCUACUGCUCUUCGUCACCACCGCCUGUGGCAUCGGCGGCAUUAUGACGGUGGUCGACAACAUGAGCCAGAUUGGGCAGUCACUAGGGCACUCACAACGCACCAUCUCAAUGUUGGUGUCCCUCGUGAGCCUGUCCAACUACGCAGGGCGUGUGCUGGCUGGCUUGGGCUCUGACUAUGUGGUGGAGUGUUACAAGCUGCCACGCCCACUGGCGCUCACCGUAACGCUCCUCCUCGCCUUCUUCGGCCACCUCCUCAUCGCCAUGGGUUUGCGCGAUGCUCUCUACGCCACAUCGCUCAUCAUGGGCUUCUGCCUUGGCUCUAUCUGGACGGUGUUGUUCGCCGUAGUGUCGGAGGUGUUUGGGCUCAAACACUUCUCCACACUCUACAAUUUGUCCACGCUGGGAAGCCCGGUCGGAUCCUACGUGCUGAGCGUGCAGGUGGCAGGUCGUAUGUAUGACCAUGAGGCACAACGGCAAGGCCAUCUCCGGCAAGAUCUCGCCUGCGUUGGGGUUCAGUGCUUCAGAGCAUCGUUCGAGAUCAUCGCCGGCGUGACGUUGCUCGGCAUGGUGGUGUCCCUAGUGAUGACGUGGAGGACGAGGGCAUUUUACUAUGCUAGGUUCAGUGCUGGUGUUGUCGCAAUCACAGCCGUCACGGCAGAUAAAAACAUCAAGCAAGAAGGGGCGUUGGCCGAUCAAAACAAAACAAUAGCUACGAAUCAAAGUCUGAGUAUUUGCUAG